Molecule: messenger RNA, 3025 nt
Organism: Odontomachus brunneus
Lineage: Eukaryota; Metazoa; Arthropoda; Insecta; Hymenoptera; Formicidae
Product: ATP-binding cassette sub-family G member 4-like
Exons: 1
Coding region: 765-2564 (599 amino acids)
Cellular component (GO): plasma membrane
Molecular function (GO): ABC-type transporter activity; ATP hydrolysis activity; ATP binding
Source: RefSeq, a predicted model, not a curated record
AUUCCCCUCACCUGUUGGGCUUCACUCCCGCGACAAUAUGCUUCGUUCAUGUAUUCUUAUCUUCAUGAAAUAGAUAGUAUAAUGUAGAUAAUUUUUUGUUCUUCUUGGAAUACAGUGCGGAAAUAUCACGUUGUGAUAAAUGCGUAUUUAAUCUUAAGAAGUUAAACGAUAAACGUGUAACUCUUUGAUAAUACAAAUACCACUGCGCAAACUGGGGAACUGAUAAAGUGCCUGUCUCACUGCAAUUUGUAGUGUACUCUUGUUGCAUUACCGUUCAAGCGAGGAGUUGCUGCUACACCAGAGGAGAGAACGCUUGAUCUUCCGUCUAUACAUUAUCUCCUUCAUUUUCGAUCAUCGUUUUUUGUUGUUUAUCGUCGAAACGCUUCGAGUUAAGUCAGCCAAUGAUGACCAACUAAUGCAUCCUUUCUACGUAGUAAAAUUUCUUCAGACAACUUACGAUCAAGACGCCCAUUCGACACGAGACGUAACGCAACAUUGUGACUAAAUAAUAAAUUGUGGAUAUAAAUUGGUGCUCAUCAAAGCAGUUUUCGUACAUGUCAAUUGCCGAGCAAUCAAGAGAAUAGAAUUGGUAAUUACUCUUUCUUAUUUUAUGAAAGUUACUCUCGUGUAUUAUUGUGUGCCAGUGUUCUAAAACUGCCAAUAAACUGCUGCGUGUCAACUUAAAUUACAACAGGAUAGUACAGUUACCACCGGACAGAUCAAAUAUCCGACUUAGAAUUAUUUUAACCGUAAAGUGUGGAACAAUGGAAUGCAACUUCAAUCUUACGAAAAUAUCGUGCAAUCAGACGAUUGACGUAAUGUUCCGGGAUCUAUCGUACGCGGUCCGAACCAGGUAUCGUGGGCCGAAGAAACAGAUCCUCAAAGGCCUGGACGGAAUCUUCCGAUCCACCGAACUGACGGCUAUCAUAGGACCGUCUGGUGCUGGCAAGUCGACGUUGCUGAACAUCUUGAGUGGCUUCCAAGAAGGCUCGUACACAGGAACGGUGGAGUACCUCAACCAAGGCAACAAGCAGAGUCAGCGUAGUUGCAAAAAACAGUUGCGCUAUAUUCAGCAGACGAACAAUCUGUAUGACUAUUUCACCAUCAACGAGAUCAUGAUGAUUGCAAGUUACCUGAAGAUUGAUCGGAGUAUCUCGCGUACGUCCAGGCAGAUACUAAUCAACGAUAUAUUGAGCACGUUAUCGUUAUUGCACAUCAAGGAGACUCGAACUGACCGGCUGAGCGGUGGUGAAAAGAAAAGGCUGAGCAUCGCCUUGGAGCUGAUUGAUAAUCCGUCGCUCAUAUUCUUGGACGAACCAACUACCGGUCUGGAUUCUUCGGCGGCUGUGCAGUGCGUAACCGUGUUGAAGAAACUGGCGAAAACUGGCAGGACGAUUAUCUGCGCCAUACACCAACCCAGCGCAGCGCUUUAUGAGAUGUUCGACCUUAUCUACUUAGUGGUGGACGGCUAUUGUAUGUAUCGUUCGCCGCCUGGCGAUACGGUCAACUACUUUGCCCGCCAAGGUCUCCAGUGUCCAAAAUAUCACAACCCCGCGGACUACAUGCUGGAAGUGGUGUCCAAGGAGUACGGUAACUACGACGAACAGCUGAUCGCGGCGAGCAAGUGGUCUUCUGAGUCGAACGAUGAAGUACGUUCGUCAAACUCGUCAUACGACAUGAUCCAGAACAUAUCCGACAACAAUCAGAUGAUAGCACUGUCGUGCCCGCCGACGGAACUGAUGCGAUUCUGGGUGUUGCUACAGCGCUACAUAAUGUUAACAUAUCGUAACCGCCAGACGGUGUAUAUCUCUCUGAGCGCUCACUUAUUCGUAUCGAUUCUGACUGGUCUGUUUUAUGAACACAUCGGCGAUGAUGCCAACAAGGUAUUCAGCAACUGCUGCUAUUUGUUUCAGAGCAUGUUAUAUCCGUGUUUCGUCGGCCUGAUGACGAACGUGAUUAAGUUUCCCUUAGAUAUUGACAUUCUGCGGAAGGAGUAUUUCAACAAAUGGUACCAGUUGAGAACUUAUUAUAUGGCCACAUUAGUGAGCACAAUACCGUUGCAAAUAAUCUACGGCUUUUUGUACUCGUCCAUUACCUACUACAUGACCAGUCAACCGCCUGAAUUCUCUCGCUUCUUUAUGUUUCUGAUCAUCAUUAACUUAUCUUUUUUCAUUUCGGAAGGUUUGGGUUUAGGAUUGGGCGCGAUUUUCGAACCUGUCAACGGAUUCUUCGUCGGAUCCAUUCUCGUGUGCUCAAUGCUUGCUCUCGCCGGCCUUGUACCUUUCUUCAAGGAUAUGACCAGUUUCAUGUACUACAUCAGUUAUCUGAGCAUGCUGCGAUACGCCUUUGUCGGUGUAGUUCAAUCCGUCUACGGUAAUGAUCGUGAGAAUUUACAAUGCUCAGAUAUUUAUUGCCAUUUCCGGACGCCAGGUACGAUAAUGGAAUGGCUUGACUUGACUAAAUCAUCGUUUUGGUACAACGUUGCCAUUUUGCUCGGCUAUUAUGUUGUGUUUCGAGUUUUGGCUUAUAUAUUUUUAAAAAGACGACUAUCGAGAAUGUAUUAAAGAAAUUAAAGUAAAAAAUAUAGCUGUGCUAUUAUUGUUAUGAACUUUAAUAUUCAAAUAAGCAAAAUGAAAAUUAUAAAUGGAGGUGACCGUAGAACUUACAUGGACAGACACUCCGUGGUUUCGAUAAACUACAUGUCUUGAUUCAUGAAAAUAGUUGCGAAAUGGUGACCGAAGCUUCGGCGAUAGAAUUAUAUACGCGAAAUCACGCAAUUAUGAUUCUGACAAUAUAUUAUUUUUAUGUGCUAAAUGGCGCCUAAUAGCGAUAUUUUAGUUUCUUUUCUUUUUCCUUGAAAAUCGGAGCCUUCGAGCUCCGAGCUCUUGUAUUUACAGAUUAUCGAGCAUCGAACAGAGAUCUUGAGCAGAGCCACAAUUAUAUGAGUAUUGGUAGGAAGUUUUGUGCCAAAAUUCGCUGUGUGUGGUUAGAAAUAAAAGUGUCUUCGCAAUCACCUGAGUCGAAA